This is a messenger RNA of Effrenium voratum, 1002 nucleotides long. The record is from the annotation of a GenBank genome assembly. Lineage: Eukaryota; Dinophyceae; Suessiales; Symbiodiniaceae.
CCGCAUUUGGUUGGCCAGCAUGUCCUAGCCGGGUCUGCUGCAUGGAAGAUGCCUGCAGUAACCGCUGCACAAGCGGAGAAUGACCUGGAGAGGCAAGUCCCGGCUUCCAGGGUGUUUCGCGGCAACAGUAUAACAAGAGAUGCGAUUCCAUCGACCUAGCGCAAAGUUACACUAAGGCAGAACGGGCUUCAUGGUGAAGCCAACUUGCCAUCAAUGGAGCUCGAGACUGUGAUUCCACAGACAGUUGGCGCCAGAGCCCCAAACGAAGGGCAGCGAGGCCAACUCUGGUGGAGGAUCUGUGCAAUAUCGCUGUGCACUGGGCUGAUGGCUGCCGUUUGCUUUGUUCUUGGCUCCAUUCUGGGUGCUGUCAUGGGGGAGUCGCAAUGGUCACCAGAAGUUAUGGACUUCACGAACUUUAUAGGCAUCUUAGUGCUGUUCGUUGGUAUGGCUGGAGCUGGCUGCGUGACGCUGAAGCUUACUGCUUCAGAGGAUGCUCGCUCUCAGAGUCCCGCAAAAUACCGCAUAUGGGCACGAAUGCCUUUUCGAGCUAUACAGAUGGGCGCAGCCCCCCCCGCUUUCCAGACUUAUGCAGUUCAAGCCAGUGGACAAUACGAAUGGUACGGACCAGCAUUGCUCAAGAAGGCCACCGAGAUCAGCCUGGCUAGGGAUGAGGCAGUCAGCUGCACAUGCUGCCUCUCGGAGUUUGGCGCUCUUGAUACAGUGGCCGUGCUACCGUGUGGUCACUUUUUCUGCGAGCCUUGUAUAGCGGCUUGGGCUGCUUCUCGCUCCACUCAAUCGAGCAAGUGCCCCCUGUGCCGUGUGACAUUCGACCUAAUGGCGGCAGCUGAAGGGUCCGCAGAAAGCGUUUGAGAGUAACAGGGCAUGGUCUGCGAUUUGGCAUUUGGUUCACUUGCUUCGCACUCCUUAGCCUUAGCGUGACCAUACGAGAUGCACCAGGGAAGUUCGGACUGUGGCCCUGCAACACGUUUUGUGCUUGUGGCA